UUAACAACGUCAGAAGUUAAAGUACGUGUCACUUAUUGGUUUUUCAUCGAUUUUAUUCUUUGUAAUGCACACAGUUUUAACUAGAGGCAAUGCAACGGUAGCUUACACAUUAUCAGUGUUGGCAUGCCUUACAUUCUGCUGUUUUAUAUCCACAGUUUUUCUGGACUAUCGAGUUCCUUCGAAUAUCAAUACCGGCAAAAUUCUGGUAAAAAAUGUUCCAGAUUAUGGAGCGUCCAGAGAAAAGCAUGACUUGGGUUUCAUUACAUUUGAUUUGGAAACGAAUUUGUCCACUUUAUUUAAUUGGAAUGUAAAGCAGUUAUUCCUUUUCCUUACUGCCGAAUACAGAACUAAUAACAAUCACUUAAAUGAGGUCGUUUUGUGGGACAAAAUAAUAUUAAGAGGUGAAAAUACUGCUUUGGAUUUCAAGAAUAUUAACACGAAAUAUUAUUUUUGGGAUGACGGAAACGGUUUGAGGAAUAAUAAGAACAUAACCCUGUAUUUGUCCUGGAAUAUCAUACCCAACGCAGGUCUAUUGCCUACCAUUAAGUCCAUUGGCUCACAUGUGUUUGGAUUCCCUUCAGAGUAUGCAGCUGCUCCCAUAUAAAUACUAUCCGACCAACUUUGUUUUAGUUUGGUUACGAUUAAAAACAGAGUAGACAUUAAUUGUAAUAAUUCAUUUGACAUAUUUUAAAAAUAGCCUCGACGGGAGUUUUUUUGAAAGUAAACACGAAUAUCUAGUAACAUUGAAAUAUAUGUACGCAUUUUAAACAAUUAUAAUUCUAAGAAAAAAUACAAUUUAUAACUGUAUUAACUUUUAAAUCAAUGUCCCAAUAAAAAUAAGAUCAGAAAAA
Molecule: messenger RNA, 851 nt
Organism: Glossina fuscipes
Lineage: Eukaryota; Metazoa; Arthropoda; Insecta; Diptera; Glossinidae
Gene: Spase22-23
Product: signal peptidase complex subunit 3
Exons: 3
Coding region: 65-604 (179 amino acids)
Biological process (GO): protein targeting to ER
Cellular component (GO): membrane; signal peptidase complex
Source: RefSeq, a predicted model, not a curated record